GUUGUUGUUGAAGCGAGCGCUCGCCCCCCUUUAGGAUGGAGCCGGGGGACGAGGCGGAGGAGGAGGCGUCGUCUCCCGGAGGCGGCGAGGACGGCUUCACGGCGGAGCACCUGGCGGCCGAGGCCAUGGCGGCCGACAUGGACCCCUGGCUGGUCUUCGACGCCCGCAGCACCCCGCGGGCGGAGCUGGCCGCCUGGCUGGCCGCCUACCCGCCCUCCCGGGUCUCCCGCUACGGGGGACCCAGCGGCCCCAACCCCCAGCCCGUGGGCUGGAUCGCGGCCUACGGGCCGGACUACGCGCCCGGGGCCGGCGACGUCCAGGGGCUCCAGGUGGCCUGGGAGGCCCUGCAGGCCGGCGGCCGCCCCGUCACCCCGGCCACCCUGCAGGACCUGGCCCUGACCCACCGGGUCCUCACGGGCAAGUGGCUCAUCUACCUGGCCCCCGGCUUCAAGCUGGACCACGCCUGGGCCGGCAUCGCCCGGGCCGUGGUGGCCGGGAAGCUGCGGGUGGCCAAGGUGAGCCCCCGGGGCGGCCACGGGGAGCGGCAGGUCAUCUGCGUCUACACCGAGGACUUCACGGACCGGGCGGGCGUGCUGGAGGCCGACGCCGCCAUCCGGGCCGCCGGCGUCAAGUGCCUGCUCACCUACAAGCCGGACGUCUACACCUACCUGGGCAUCUACCGGGCCAACCGCUGGCACCUCUGCCCCACCCUCUACGAGAGCCGCUACCACCUGGAGAGCCGGCCCCGCUGCUCCCGGGUGCUGGACCGCGCCCGCAACGUGGAGCUCACCUAGGCGGGGGCCGGGGGCGGCACGGGGAGAGGACACCUGCGCGGCGGCGGCGCUCACGACGUCCCCCCUCCCCGCGUGUGAUGCACCGUGUACUCCUGAACCCCCCCACCCCGUCCCUCGGGAGGGUCCGCUCCUCCCUCUCCUCGCCCAUCCAGAAGGGAAGAGCCCCCGCGCUGGCUCCUGUUCCCGGGAGCAAGGUCGGCUUCCCUUCCGGGUCUUCCCGUCCCUGCUGCUAAAAAUGUCAGGGAGGAAACCCGGCCCUCUCGGAAGCAGAUCCCCUCUCCCCGCCGCCUCAGCUCCGUUCCCCAGCUCUUCCCCCCGUUCUCUCCCUCGGUUUCCCUCUCCGCUCCCACAGCCGGGUGGAGAGGGGAGCGCGGGGCGUGUUGGGAAUCGCGACCCUGUUUGGCUUGGGAGGAAACCCGGCCCUCUCGGAAGCAGAUCCCCUCUCCCCGCCGCCUCAGCUCCGUUCCCCAGCUCUUCCCCCCGUUCUCUCCCUCGGUUUCCCUCUCCGCUCCCACAGCCGGGCGGAGAGGGGAGCGCGGGACGUGUUGGGAAUCGCGACCCUGUUUGGCUUGGGAGGAAACCCGGCCCUCUCGGAAGCAGAUCCCCUCUCCCCGCCGCCUCAGCUCCGUUCCCCAGCUCUUCCCCCCGUUCUCUCCCUCGGUUUCCCUCUCCGCUCCCACAGCCGGGUGGAGAGGGGAGCGCGGGGCGUGUUGGGAAUCGCGACCCUGUUUGGCUUGGGAGGAAACCCGGCCCUCUCGGAAGCAGAUCCCCUCUCCCCGCCGCCUCAGCUCCGUUCCCCAGCUCUUCCCCCCCAAACGCUGCCGUUUUCUCCCUCGGUUUCCCUCUCCGCUCCCACAGCCGGGUGGAGAGGGGAGCAUGGGGCGUGUUGGGAAUUGCGACCCUGUUUGGCUUGGGAGGAAACCCGGCCCUCUUGGAAGCAGAUCCCCUCUCCCCGCCACCUCAGCUCCGUUCCCCAGCUCUUCCCCCCCAAACGCUGCCGUUUUCUCCCUCGGUUUCCCUCUCCGCUCCCACAGCCGGGUGGAGAGGGGAGCGCGGGGCGUGUUGGGAGUCGCGACCCUGUUUGGCCUGGAGCAGGAGAAGCGGAGGUGGGGUCUGACCCCCAAAAUGGUGAUCUCUACACUCCCCCCGACCCUGGACUGAGACCACAGUUCCCCCUUCCUUUCCUUCCUUUCAAUAAAGACCAGUGAGGUCCCUUCACUUUUU
Messenger RNA from Tachyglossus aculeatus (Australian echidna), 2018 nucleotides. It is a transcript of the gene C22H11orf68, whose product is annotated as chromosome 22 C11orf68 homolog. The transcript is spliced from 2 exons. The record is from RefSeq and is a predicted model, not a curated record. Bases 36 to 794 code for a protein of 252 amino acids. NCBI's taxonomy places the organism in Eukaryota, Metazoa, Chordata, Mammalia, Monotremata, Tachyglossidae.